Daucus carota subsp. sativus is the source of this 1841-nucleotide messenger RNA. RefSeq names its product ACT domain-containing protein ACR8. The coding region runs from base 199 to 1533 and encodes 444 amino acids. The transcript is spliced from 7 exons. The record is from RefSeq and is a predicted model, not a curated record. NCBI's taxonomy places the organism in Eukaryota, Viridiplantae, Streptophyta, Magnoliopsida, Apiales, Apiaceae.
AUACACAUCCACCAUAUAUGUAUGCAUAAUAUUUAGUGUGUGUAUAUAUAGCUAGACCCAAAAUCAAAAUACUAGAGAGAGUAAACAAACAAGGCGUGUCUUGAGAGACAGAGGAGCAGAGUGUGAUAUUCUAGAGAGAGAAACAGUGAUUUUCAUCCUAGAGAGAGAGAACAAGUUCAUUUACAUACAAAUAUUCAUAUGGCCUGGCCUUCUUAUUUGGAUGAAUAUGAAAAGCUUGUCAUCAGAAUGACCACACCCAGGGUCAUUGUUGAUAAUGCUGGUUGUUCCAACGCUACACGCGUUAUGAUUGACAGUGCUAGAAAACAUGGGAUUCUUCUAGAGGCAGUUCAGGUUUUAACGGAUUUCAACUUGUCGAUUAAAAAGGCGUAUGUUUCGUCUGAUGGAAGAUGGUUCAUGGAUGUUUUUCAUGUUACUGAUCUGGAUGGUAAAAAGUUAACUGAUGAAGGUGUCAUUAGCCACAUUGAAAAGUCUCUUGGUACAGUUCAUCAAUUGCAGACACCAUCAAAGUGUGUUGAUGGUUUGACAGCAUUGGAAUUGACAGGAAAUGAUAGAGUUGGUUUACUUUCAGAGGUUUUUGCCGUAUUGUCUGAUUUGCAAGUUAACGUGGUUGAGUCUAAGGUGUGGACACAUAAUGGCCGAAUUGCAUCUCUCAUCUAUGUUAAGGAUUGUGAGUCAGGGUACCCAAUUGAGGAUAAGCAAAAAAUUGACAGAAUUGUGACACGGUUGAGGAAUGUUCUUGAAGGGGAUAAUGAUAUUAGAAGUGCUAAAACUGUGGUUUCUUUAGCGGUUACUCAUACAGAGAGAAGGCUUCACCAAAUGAUGUUUGCUGACCGUGAUUAUGAAAGAAGGCCAAUAAUCAGGACUAAUGGUGAUUCCCCUAUUGUAUCUGUUCAAAAUUGUUCAGAGCGUGGCUACUCUGGUAUAAAUAUUCAUUGCAAGGAUAGAGCCAAGCUUCUAUUUGAUGUUGUGUGCACUUUGACUGACAUGGAGUAUGUUGUCUUCCAUGCAACUGUCAAGACAGCAUUCGACCGAGCAAAUAUGGAGUUCUUCAUUAGACAUAUAGAUGGUAACCCUAUUAGUUCAGAAGCGGAAAAGCAACGUGUAAUUCUCUGUUUACGAGCUGCAAUUGAGAGAAGGGCAUCUGAGGGACUGCAAUUGGAGCUAUUGGCAGAUGACAAGGCAGGACUACUAGCAGAUGUGAUGCGAACCUUUCGUGAAAAUAGUCUUAAUGUGACUAGGGCUGAGAUAGCCACUACAUUGGACACUGCUCAGAAUGUAUUCUAUGUGACCGAUGCUGUUGGCAAUCCAGUGGAUGCAAAAACCAUUGAAGCCGUUAGACGCGAAAUUGGAUUCGACAAGUUGAGAGUGAAGGAACUUCCACUGACAUAUAAUGAGAAGGGAGAAAGGGAUGAUGAAGCCGCAGCAGGUGUUGGUGGGGCAGUUUUGGAAUCACUUGGAAGUUUAGUGAAAAGGAAUCUAUACAAUUUGGGAUUGAUAGGAUCUUAUUCUUGAAUGGAGGACAAGACAGGGUGUAAAGAAUGCACAUACUUAGCUUCAAGGUUGGACCAUGGGCAUGGGUACAUCUGUACAUAUUACAGGUAGCUAUUUUAUUUUGUUGGGUUUGGCCAGUAGUUUAAUAGGUAGGGAUAUACAUGGUACAAAGAUAGACUUAGAUUAUAUUGGUUGGAUGUGAAGAAAUUAAAAUGGUGGAUGGAAAGUAGGGAGAAUGGUAUCGAGAUACCGUAGGUAUUGGCAAAUAUUUAAUUGCAGCUUGUAUAUAUUCAAUUAGCCAAUUUUAGCAUUCCUUCUCUUCUUGAUCC